This is a messenger RNA of Cuscuta campestris, 964 nucleotides long. The record is from the annotation of a GenBank genome assembly. NCBI's taxonomy places the organism in Eukaryota, Viridiplantae, Streptophyta, Magnoliopsida, Solanales, Convolvulaceae.
CAAGAAAAUAAAUUGAUAUUCAAAUGGCUGCAUAUCUUCAUGAGCAUGACAUGAAUGUAGAAGAGAACAGAUUUCCAUGACACCAUCAAUCUUUAACCAAGUCAAUGUAUAUUGUUUAUAAAGGUUCGAUUGAAUCUUCAAAUGCAAUAGCAUAAUAAGUCUAUGAAUAGAGACAGCAAUUCCAUGAAUAUUGCAAAAAAGACACUUCUCUGUGGUGUCACUGUAGUUGAUAAAUCAAUUGCAUCAAGUAGCAGAACUGAUAGCUUGGAAGCCAACUGGGGAUCUGUUUCAGUCAUGAAAAUCAGUUAUACUGGUGAUGACAGUGAGGUUGUUGAUAGUGCUACUGUCUUGCCAAAACCAGUGGCAGCAACCACUUCUCCUCUCUCGGGCCGGGCAGAUCUUGAUGGUGGGAGUAAGGAGACAGCCCACAAUAAACCCACUGCCAUUCCCGUGACAGUUGUGGCAGAGGGUGUUCCUGAAACCAGCCGGAAAAAGAAGGGUCAGGGCAAACUUCCUGCCGUGACUAAGGCAGUAGCCCAGACCACCAGAUUUGAACAGCCGUCCUUGACUGAUCAGAAUGCUACACUUGGAGAUGCCGGAGCCCAAACAGCACCCACUCCCACGCCAUUGGCAGUGUCUAAGGCGCCAGUUCCGGAGGCUAAGCAAAGGGGCGAAAGCAAGGGUGAACCGUCAGGUAAAGCAACACCUAAAGACGCACCCAAGCCAGAGAAACCAUUGUUCCAGGGGGUGAAGGGUCCCAAGAACACAAGCUUGCAGGAGACAACAACACAAGAAGGAAAUGAAGAAAGGGAAGACAUAUUGGGAUUGAAUCUAGUCACCAUGGGGGUGACACAUCAGUGUUUUGCUUCAAUCAAAAUAUUAUGCAGAGAUAGGGGAGAGCAUCGGUUCAGUUCAGUCGGUUUCGUCCAAAAACUGAAUUAACCAAAAAAAAUUUACCCACAUU